This is a messenger RNA of Lagopus leucura (white-tailed ptarmigan), 495 nucleotides long. It is a transcript of the gene GP1BB, whose product is annotated as glycoprotein Ib platelet subunit beta. The record is from RefSeq and is a predicted model, not a curated record. NCBI's taxonomy places the organism in Eukaryota, Metazoa, Chordata, Aves, Galliformes, Phasianidae. Bases 1 to 495 code for a protein of 164 amino acids. Gene Ontology annotation, molecular function: protein binding. The transcript has a single exon.
AUGUCCAAAGGCCUAACUGUAACAAAACUACCAGUGGCUUUCCGGCCGUCGGCUGAAAUUAUCAACCUCAGUUACAACAGGCUCACCUCUAUUCCCAGCGGGCUCUUUGAUAAUCUGAAGAGCCUCCAAACAGUGCACUUGCAGGGCAACCCUUGGGAAUGCAACUGUGACAUCCUCUACUUGCGCUCCUGGCUGCAGUGGCAGCAGAACCGGACCUUUUACAGGGAUGUGAGAUGUGCCUCCCCAGCUCACCUUCAGGACCGGGUCAUUGCUUAUCUGGCAGAAGAUGAGAUCAUCUCCACGUGCCAGUACUGGUACUGCACCCUGGCUUUCUUCUCUCAACUCAUUCUCAUCAUCCUCCUUUUCCUCCAGGUUAUCUUGGUCAUAUUCAUCAUUAUCUACCUGCAGAGAUUUCGGAGAAUGACUGCUGAAGCCCGGAGCACCACCUGGGAUCUGUAUCAGCAUGCAGAUACCCAGUCCCUACAGGAGCAAUAA